Messenger RNA from Lactuca saligna, 1035 nucleotides. The record is from the annotation of a GenBank genome assembly. NCBI's taxonomy places the organism in Eukaryota, Viridiplantae, Streptophyta, Magnoliopsida, Asterales, Asteraceae.
AUGAUCAUGGACCACUAUGGCUUCUCCGUCGACGAGUUGACUCCGAGCGAUGUCAAUAAAAUCAUCGGUUUUGAACUGAGUUUUCGAUCUUUAGGUUGUAUCCCCACCUUCUGGGUUUUCAAUUACCUCUUGUAUUUGACUAUGAAUUCUGGUGUUCGUACUUUGGCAAAAAGGCAGGGCGUUCAUCAGCUAAUCUCUGAACAAGACGUCCCAAAGAAAAUUUGGCAAAGGCAAUGGCUCUGGGUUGACUGGGACCUCCAACUAGGUGGCAUUACCAUUGUUGGGGAGAACUGGGAGGAUUCCGAUCUCGGUCCGGAUGGUGCUGAAGCCAAGAUUUAUGUGGAGAUGGAUUUGUGCAGCGACUAUCAAGGUAGGCUCUAUCAUCGGGAGGUCGAUCUUGUAGAGGCUCUACCCCUUCCUGAAUCGGAAAGGUGUAUGCGAGACCUAGCUGGAUUUCUCUCUGUGGAAGGGGGAAAUGCUGGUUCUAGCGGGCAUACUUCUUGGAAACAUUGGGGAUGUUCUAGGCAACAAGUCUUCAAUGUCUGUAGAGAAGUUAAAGUGGUGAUCCCUAAUUCUAUGACGUUACCUCCUCUCACGUUUGCUACGGCCUACCCAAUUGAUCUUAAUUAUGAAUCCACAUUUGGGGGUAUAUUAGUUUCACCCAGGGCUUCCGUUCAGUUAAAGAAGCCUUCAGCGAACGACAAAAUAGGAAUUGCGCCUAACACCUCUUGUUCGAAAGCUUAUGCUCCAGGCUGGGCGAUUACUGGGCAUUAUUUACUAUCGGAUGAUACCAUUGACCGGAAUGGAGUGUUCUAUUCUCAAUCCUCGGCUUCAAUGAGAUUUCUUGCGGGAAAAUUUGGGGUUCAAGUUGUUGGUGACCUGUGUUAUGCCAUAGCCCGAGCUUCUAAUAUGAUGGUUGCAGCCGCCGACCGGGUUUACCGUGUUGGGGUGACCGAAUCGUGGCUAAGACCUUUGUGUAAUACUAUUGUAAGCUUGAAGGAGCAAUUUUCAUGGUUAUUCACACCUUGUUUGUGA